GUAAUGCAUUCCUGGUUGAUCUAGUUCUCGUUCGAAAACCAAAAUCUAAAACAAAACAUGCAAAGUGACCUGUUUCGGGCUCUUCUGAUCACAGGACCUCCAGGAGUUGGUAAAACCACGCUGGUUCGCAGGAUCUGCUCAAAGCUAGGUGAGAAAGGUCACUCCCUGCAAGGAUUCUACACGGAGGAAGUGCGUGAAGCUGGCAAUGGCCAACGGAUUGGAUUUGAUGUGGUUACUCUAAGCGGAGAACGAGGUGUCCUGGCCCGAAGCAUAAACGUAGGCGAGACCGAUAAACGACGCCCCAAAGUGGGCAAGUAUUGGGUGUAUGUCCAGGACUUUGAAGACCUCGCACUGCCACAGCUGGAAAUCAAGGAUGAUGGAGAGAAGCCAGGGCUCCUGGUCAUUGAUGAAGUGGGUAAAAUGGAGAUGUUUAGCAAGAGAUUCGAGACCACCGUUGAUAAUCUCCUAGAGAAGAAACUAAUUCCUUUAGUGAUCACAAUACCCGAAAAGAGCUCCCUGAGGUUGGUGGAGCAGCUUAGGAAGUCACCCAAAUCAAUGCUGUUUCAGGUGACAAAAUCCAACAGGGAUUCGCUUGCGAAAAAAAUCGCGGAUCUAAUCACAAAGUCAAUGCUGGUAACAAAAUAAAGAUGCUUGUCUGGGUUUUA
Molecule: messenger RNA, 665 nt
Organism: Drosophila kikkawai
Lineage: Eukaryota; Metazoa; Arthropoda; Insecta; Diptera; Drosophilidae
Product: cancer-related nucleoside-triphosphatase homolog
Molecular function (GO): ATP hydrolysis activity
Source: RefSeq, a predicted model, not a curated record